AUGGUGAAGAGAAGAGUGGAUGAUGUUUGUGAGAUGGAACGCGCACAUUUAAAAGCUUUUCUACAGAGUUCAUCGGAACUUACGAAUGGCCGAUCUGAUCUGGCUUCUCCAUCUGCUCCUCAAGCCAUGGCAUCUGAUGCUUUCCAAGGCAAAACAGUUUGCACAAGAUGUAGAGAGGACAUCCUAGACCAGUAUCUACUUAAGGUCAGUGACUUGUGCUGGCAUGUGCAAUGCCUUUCAUGCAGUGUGUGCCAAACCACUCUGAGUGGACACGCAACCUGCUACGUUAGAGAGCGAGAGGUCUUCUGCAAACUAGAUUACUUCAGAAGGUAUCGGACAUGGUGCUCGUGCUGCGGGGAAACAAUUCACUCCACAGACUGGGUGCGCAGGGCAAGGGGAAAUGUUUACCACCUGGCAUGUUUCUUGUGCUUCUCUUUUAAGAAACAGCUGUCCACAGGCGAGGAGUUUGCUUUGGUGGGGCAAAAAGUGUUGUGUGGAGAUCAUUAUGACAGUAUGCUGGAUAAACUCAAAGGUGCUGCUGAAAAGGGUGAGUUGUGA
This is a messenger RNA of Cyprinus carpio (common carp), 558 nucleotides long. Its product is annotated as LIM/homeobox protein Lhx8-like. Lineage: Eukaryota; Metazoa; Chordata; Actinopteri; Cypriniformes; Cyprinidae. Gene Ontology annotation, biological process: regulation of transcription by RNA polymerase II; forebrain neuron development; neuron differentiation. The record is from RefSeq and is a predicted model, not a curated record. Gene Ontology annotation, molecular function: DNA-binding transcription factor activity, RNA polymerase II-specific; RNA polymerase II transcription regulatory region sequence-specific DNA binding. Gene Ontology annotation, cellular component: nucleus.